Messenger RNA from Populus nigra (black poplar), 2252 nucleotides. RefSeq lists its product as uncharacterized. NCBI's taxonomy places the organism in Eukaryota, Viridiplantae, Streptophyta, Magnoliopsida, Malpighiales, Salicaceae. The record is from RefSeq and is a predicted model, not a curated record. The transcript has 5 exons. The coding region runs from base 123 to 2252 and encodes 709 amino acids.
AUAAAUAAAACACAAAUUUGUCGCACUAGGAUUGGGACCGCAACUUAAGCUGGUUACACAGCAGCGUGGUCGGCAGAGAUUUACUUCAACAAACUUUGGGGCUAGCUGCAAGUUCUGAGUGAAUGGACGUGUCGUCAAAGACGGGUUUAGUAAAUUUGUCUCAAGAUAUUGAAGAACUAUGGAAUGAAUGGCAGAUUCGCUCAUUAAUGUUAAUUGGUCUCCUUCUUCAAAUCAUCCUCACCAUUUUAGGAGAACGACGGAAGUAUACUGUUGGGUUCGGCGGGGAUUUUCUUUGGUUAGCAUACUUGUCCGCAGAUUCGGUGGCAAUCUUUUCAUUGGGUAUCCUUGCUCGCAGCGUAGCCAACUCCACAAAUCCGAACUUGAUUCCAGUGUUUUGGGCACCAAUCCUUCUAGUUCACAUUGGUGGCCCUGGAACUAUCUCUGCUUAUUCAAUGCAUGAACUCGACAAAUUAUUGAUAAAUCACCUUCUUCAGCUAGUAACUCGAGUUGGAGUGGUUGGUUAUGUCUUGUUCAGGUUGAGAGAAAAUGCCUUCAUGUUGGUAGCCAUUCCCAUCUUUAUUUCAGGAAUGAUCAAGUAUGGUGAAAGGAUUUGGGUUUUCAAAAGAAACAAGGAAUCCGAUAAUUUGACACAGCAACCUUCUGCAAAACGAUCUUGCAUCCACAUGCUGUUUCAAAAUCUUGAUCUCGUCAAUUUGGAUCAAACCGUUGCCACCUAUGAUCUGGUUUCUGGAAAGAAAGCUGAGGAAGCCUUCCAGUUGACAGAAAUUGAGCUGGGACUCAAGUAUGAUCGCCUUUAUUCUAAGGUGGCAACGGUUUCCUGGCCUCGCUUCAUUCUCCGCUCAGUCACUUUCUUAUCCUCUAUUUUUGCUUUAGUUUCCUUCUCAAUAAUGAUAAAGAGCAAGACUGACUAUUCGAAAAACGAUAGAAUUAUAUCUUACGUGUUGCUGAGUGGAGUUGUCUGCCUUGAAAGUUACUCUAUCAUUGGGCAUCUCUUUUCCGACUGGACUACGAUUUGGCUUAGUAGUUGGAAAAAUGGAUCUCUUAAUCUCUAUACAACCCGUUGUCUUAGUUGUCUACACAAAGACCCAUAUCAAAAUCUACAGGAAUGGUCCGGUUUGAUUAAUGGAAAUUUUCAGCGACGUGCUAUUAACCUCCUCUGCAAAGGUCUGUACUGGUCAAUUUGGAUAGCGCGCAACCGCCUAAUCUUUGAAUCCAAGGCUCCGGAUUGGGAUAUGAUUUUUGAUCUCACCUUUUACCGUUUGGCCUUCUGGUUGAAGUCUUCAGUUAGAAAUUUCAGCUACGCAGGCUCAGAUCUUUUUAGAAAUCCAGAAUGGAAUUGGAAAGUAGAUAGCAGGGAGAAGGUGGACAAGGAUUUAAAAGAAUUGAUCUUCAAACAAAUCCUGCAUAGACGUUCGAGGUACGAUCCUUCUACCAAUAAUAUCCUUGACCUCCUUGGGCUAUUGGAAGAGAGAGGACGCAAUGUGCUUCAAAGCAAGGGUUGUUUCGAUAAAUUGGGAUGGAGUGUGGAUGAUGCAGAAUUCAGUCAUAGCCUCCUCACUUGGCACAUUGCUACUCAUGUUUGUUACAUUGACGAUUCCAAGAAGAACGUUUUUGUGAAUCAUCAAAAUUGCGCAAUGAGCAGAUCAUUAUCUAACUACAUGUUGUAUCUCCUGGUUCAAUGUCCAAAUAUGUUAGCGAUGGAGCUCAGCGGAACAAGGUAUACUGAAACUAGAAUUCAUUUGCAUCGUCUCCUAUUGAUCAUCGGGAAUCCUCAUAAAGAAAAUGAAAAGAAAUGGAAAAAAAUUUCCAUGGAUAAAUUGGAUACAUUAUCGUUUCCCAAAGCUCAAGUGAAAUUUUUUUUCUAUGAAUUGCUUCAAAGUCCGUCUACCAUGUUAAAAGAAAUUAGAGAUCAAGGGGAAGAAAAGUCAGCCCUACUAGAUGGUUGCAUGCUUGCUAUGUCAUUGCAGUCAUUGGAGUCACUGGAUGGUUGGUCAAAUGAAAAGAAAUGGGAAAUGAUAAGUGAACUGUGGGUGGAAAUGCUGAUGUAUGCUGCAAGCCAUUCUGGAUGGAAGGAGCAUGCUGAUGCACUUGCCCGAGGUGGGGAGCUACUCACUCAUGUCUGUCUUCUCAUGGCACAUCUCGGUUUAAGUAAGCAAUGUCCACCUGAUGUAAGUAAACAAUUAGUUGAUUGGUCUGAAAGGCUUGAUGAUUCUCCCUGGCUCUGGGUAUGA